Molecule: messenger RNA, 2709 nt
Organism: Striga hermonthica
Lineage: Eukaryota; Viridiplantae; Streptophyta; Magnoliopsida; Lamiales; Orobanchaceae
Source: the annotation of a GenBank genome assembly
AUGAAGGAAGACAUGUUGACAUCAUCUGAUAUAUUGUGGAGACCCGGAGUUCAAUUUCUUAUGCUGGCACAUUCCCCGAGCCAAAGAUAUAAGAAACAGACAACAAAGCUUAGGUCUCAUGGUAGAAGAAGACCGGUUGCUCACCUAUAUCAAUCAUUGAUGGAUAAUAGAGAUUAUAGGUUCUUUAUUCCACCUUUGCUAAGAGAUGAACGGGGGACUGUCAAAAGCCAUCCGAGUGGUUCUUUGGCUUCCAGGUUUUUCUGUGGUGCUCGUAAUGCUAGGAAGAAAUCAAAUUUGGGUGAAACUUUUUCCACGCAGGAGCAACUUAUCGAGGAGCCUUGGCUAUCACAGCCAUCCAUUGGCAUGCAGCGGGCUGUAAAUAGUUAUACUGAUAUUGAUAAUGGCGUGGAGAAAUCAAAAUUCUUGAAUCAAUCCAGUCUUAGUGAGGAUUUCAGCCAUAAGUUGGAUUAUGAUGAGAAAGGAAGUAACAGUUCUGUAUCAGAAAAUACGUUUUUAAUGAAUUAUCUUGUCGAGGAGCCUUGGAUAUUUGAUUCCUUUACAGUUACUUCUGAAGGAGAGAUAGUUUCGAGUGCCUUCAGUAAUGAGUCUGGUGAAGAUAAGGUCACCCUGUCAGUAUUUGAUGAGCAGCAAAAGUCCAUACCUGAGAACCUGCUGCAUGAGAAAAAAAGCAACAUGACAUCAAAGGACUCUGUCUCCACUGUUAUAUUGAUAAAUUCUUCUGUAUGUACCGUUCAAAGAAUUGCCAUUCUAGAAAAUAAUCAGCUGGUCGAACUGUUAUUGGAGCCUGUAGAAACCAAAGUGCAGUGUGGUGAUGUUUAUUUAGGAGUUGUAACUCAGCUAGCUCCAAACAUGGGAGGUGCAUUUGUAAAUAUUGGCAUCCCAAGGGCAUGUUUCAUGGAUAUAAAGUUCUACAUGAAACCAUUUAUAUUACCUUUCUCUCAUAGUCCCAUGAAGGAAAAAGAGGUACGUGGCCCCAUGUCUGAUAAAUCUGGGGUGGAGGUGGAUUUUCCCAAGACUGGGGCCUUCUUCAGUGGAGUUGAAGAAUCAGACGAGGUGGAGUGUGACCAAAGUGAAGACGAGUUUGAAGGUGAGGAGAACCAUUUUCAUUGUGAUGAUGUUUUGGACAGUAUCAAUGAAAAUGUUAAUGGUGGCCUUGUUAGAGAUGGAAGUGAGGUUGAUUUACAGAAGUCCUUGGAGCAGCUUAAUGGGGAUGUGGAGCAGCUGGGGGCUAGAACUGGAGACCUGGAUGCAAACAGUGAGGUUUUAGUCACCAGAAAAACUAAGUGGGCUACAGUUAAAAAGGGCUCUAAGAUCAUUGUACAAGUUAUUAAAGAAGGAUUGGGUACAAAAAGCCCCACAGUGACUGCUUAUCCAAAUCUGUGUAGCAGAUUCUGGGUACUGAGCACCUGCGUCAAGAAAAUCGGAGUUUCUAAGAAAAUCGGUGGUGCUGAGCGAAAAAGAUUACGGACUAUAGCAGAAACCUUGCGGCCUCCUGGAUUUGGCCUCACUGUAAGGACAGCUGCUUUUGGUCAUUCAUUAGAGGAAUUGCAAAAAGAUUUGGAAGGUCUAUUAUCAACGUGGAAAAAUAUAGUGGACCAUGCAAUAUCUGCUACUCUUGCUGCCGAUGAAGGUAUUGAUGGUGCUGUUCCUGUUAUGUUGCACAAGGCAAUGGGCCAAACACUCUCUGUUGUCCAAGAUAUUUUUAAUAAGAAGGUGAAGAGCAUGGUGGUGGAUUCACCACGGACUUAUCACGAGGUUACCAACUAUCUUCAGGACAUAGAUCCCAGUCUUUGUGAAAGAGUUGAGUUAUACAGCAAACGGACUCCAAUUUUUGAUGAGUACAACAUUGAGGAAGAAAUCAAUAAUAUUCUGAGUAAAAGGGUUCGUCUGGCUAAUGGUGGUUAUCUAGUGAUCGAACAAACGGAGGCCCUGGUGUCCAUUGAUGUAAAUGGGGGUCAAGGUGUGCUAGGUCAAGGGACUUCACAAGAGAAAGCGGUUCUUAAAGUGAACCUUGCUGCGGCUAAGCAAAUUGCCAGAGAAUUAAGGCUGAGAGAUGUUGGUGGAAUAAUUGUGGUAGAUUUCAUUGAUAUGAGAUAUGGUGCAAACAGAAGGAAGGUUUAUCAAGAAGUCAAAAAGGCCGUCAAGAGGGACCGGUCGAAAGUUGAUGUUUGUGAACUAUCCAGGAACGGGAUUAUGGAAAUAACUCGGAAGCGGGUUCGCCCUAGUGUUUCAUUUAUGAUUAGUGAACCAUGCACCUACUGCCAUGCAACUGGAAGAGUGGAAGCAUUGGAUACUUCAUUUUCAAAAAUUGAACAUGAAAUCUGUCGACUUUUGGCAACCACAGAGCAGAAAUCGGAGCCAGAGAACCCCAAAACUUGGCCACGAUUUGUCCUUAGGGUUAAUGGAGACAUGUGCAAGUAUAUGACCACAGGAAGGAGGACCAGGCUAGCAGUUUUAAGCAGUUCCCUUAAAGUUUGGAUCCUCCUAAAGGUAGCUAGAGGGUUCAGCAGAGGGGUAUUUGAGCUGAAACUACUUUUGCCAGGUGAAGAUACAGGCGAAAUGCAUGAGAAUCAGGGCAUACCAAGCCCAAUAGUGAGGUUUAAGGAUGUAAUAACUCACUCCUUCACCACCCCCCCUCAAAUCACCAUCUCUCCUACGAAAAUUCGGAAACCCGGUCCCGAGUCAUAG